Molecule: messenger RNA, 1605 nt
Organism: Cavenderia fasciculata
Lineage: Eukaryota; Evosea; Eumycetozoa; Acytosteliales; Cavenderiaceae
Exons: 3
Coding region: 1-1605 (534 amino acids)
Molecular function (GO): protein binding
Source: RefSeq, a predicted model, not a curated record
AUGUACAAUAGUAGUAAUAGUAAUAUAGAUGGAAGAUUAGGGUUAGCAAUUCAUAGAGUAUUUUCAAACAAGUUGGUACUUCGACUGAUAUUUCAUCAUGCCAAAGAGAUACAUAUCGAUCUACAAGAUGUAUCUUACGACUCGCUGCACAUGUUGGAUCGCGAGAUGAUGGAACUGUUCUUCCAACAAGCAAGAAUAAGUGGUUUUAAAGUGCCCAUCAACUUUCUCAAACGGUGCUACGAGUGUGCUCUCAUCAACAAUGAUGUAGAGAUGCUGCUAUUGGCACUGGACAAACACGUAGCACUCUACGUUGACGCGUCAACCACCGAGAUUACAUACAAUGCACGUACAAUGAAAAAAGCGGCAAAUAACUUGGAGAUUCUAGAGGUGGUACAUGAUAACUUAAAGUUCAAGGCGGGUACUGGUUGGGAAGAGAUUGCAAAGAGUGCCGCACAGUGGGAUAAUGUAGAGGUCAUAAAGUUUAUGGCUGCGCGUCGGACUGUGGGUCUAUCCGAGGACGUGUACAACUUUGCAGCGGGUGCGGCGGACAAUCGGUGCGAGGUGUUGCAGUACUUGUUUGACAACCCACCGCAUCUUCCAAGUGCGACUGGUCGCGCGUCGUUUUUGGCAUACACUAUUGCGGCGGGUGCACGUAACUUAAAUGCAAUCAAACUACUCUACUCGAUGCGAGGUGUGACUAGUAUCUCGGGUAACGACCGAAACUACUGCACGAGCAGUGCGCUUGGUGCGGCAUUGAGCGCAGGGUAUGCAGAGAUUGCCGAGUAUCUGUUAGAGCAUGUCGAGUGUGUUGACGAUUACGGCAAGCCGAAGGGUAGUCUUCACGCCAUCAAACACGCUUGCUCUAACGGACACUUGUCAAUCGUCCAUUUCCUCAUGGAAACACUUGCCAAGAACCCGCAAGAGUUGGCGCGUCGAGCACACAUUAUCCGCGACGCUAUCUUUCAAGCGGCCAUCAAUAACCAUCUCGACGUUGUAAAAUAUUUUACCGACCGUAAUUUCCCAUGUUGGCCAUCGACCCUCGAGUCAGUCGUCGAGCGUGGUCACCUCGACAUGGUCGAACAUUUCGUCGAGCAUGGUCAGUCUUAUUUCAACUCGGACAAUCUUCUUGGCGGUCUUGAGAUGAGUAUUCUGUCAGGACAACUCGAUAUUACAAAGUUGUUAUUAAUCCAACUCGACAACAAGGAUCUCAGUACAAGCAAGACAACUACUUGGUGCCAACUAAUGGGAUCUCUCCUCACCCAAGCUUUUACAAACUAUCACAGUCAAACCAUCAUCCUCUACAUUUCCCAUUUUGAAUCCAUCGUCAAACAAAAUACUUAUACCUAUUCUAAAUUCAGAACCGAUGCUUUUGAAUAUGGUCUCAUUCCAGUCAUUCAUUUUUUUACAAACAAACAUAAUCCAAAAAUUAAUGAAAAUCAAAAUCAAAAUCAAAAUAAUAAUAAUAAUAAUAAUAAUAAUAAUAAUAAUAAUAGUAGUAAUCCAACAACAAUGUAUGAAGGUAUUUUAAAUUUUGGAUCACUUUUUAAUGAAAAUAGUGUUGUUCGUAGAAUUGUUGAAAAGAAUAGAAAAUAUUGGAAAAAAUAA